Molecule: messenger RNA, 792 nt
Organism: Aureobasidium musti
Lineage: Eukaryota; Fungi; Ascomycota; Dothideomycetes; Dothideales; Saccotheciaceae
Source: the annotation of a GenBank genome assembly
AUGAGCGGCGCUUUGAGAGUCAUCGACGAGACACCGAACGAAGACAACUUCACCAGUCUCGAGGCCCACCAACAAGAGACACCAGGCAGCUUCUAUGACGGCAAGCCCGUCUUGCACCACCGCGUGCAGAAUGCUACUUUGAAGGUGUCGGAACAUGAAUUGAACUCCAACGCUGCUUUGCAGGCACUGCGCACCUCUGCCGGUCCUGGUGCUGCUCCCCAUGCCUCUCCGCUUCAGCAGGCCGAUGGCGACGCCCAGGAGCCUAGAGUCGAGGUCACCAUUCCGCGCAUCUCGAUUUGGGUGACAUCAGACUCAAGUGCUGGUCAUGGUAUUGAGAUCCCAUACCGGACCAUUUCUUUGCACGCUCGUCAGCAAAACGCCCUCUACCUGCAACUAUGCCUGAGCGACAUUGCGCAAACCGCCGACGACGACCUCGAGACUGUUGAGCUUCUGUUGACCCCCGAGCCUCAGGGUAAUAGCAAUCCGAUUGAUGCCGCCGAGAAACUCUUUACCGCCGUCUCUAAUUGCGCCGACCUGCACCCUGACCCGGAUGAGGACGACGAUCAAGAACAAGAGCAGGAACCUGAGCCAGGAACUGGUGGCUGGAUCACUUCUGAAAACAUCCAAGACUUCAUGGACGAGAAUGGCGAGUUUCGCAUGCCCGAGGGCGGAAGCCUGGGUGGCGGUGCUGGUACAGUCAGAACUGCCGAUCAGUUCGAGGAUGCCGACGCUGGCGAUGAGGUCAACGGAGAAGACGCUACAGAUGCGACAAAGUGGCGUAGAACAAGCUGA